Sitodiplosis mosellana (orange wheat blossom midge) is the source of this 2331-nucleotide messenger RNA. Its product is annotated as histone-lysine N-methyltransferase, H3 lysine-79 specific-like. Gene Ontology annotation, molecular function: nucleic acid binding; zinc ion binding. The record is from RefSeq and is a predicted model, not a curated record. The transcript has a single exon. NCBI's taxonomy places the organism in Eukaryota, Metazoa, Arthropoda, Insecta, Diptera, Cecidomyiidae. The coding region runs from base 1 to 2331 and encodes 776 amino acids.
AUGUCAAGGGUAACUUUCAACGAUAAAUUAAAAGUGAUCGACGAAACGGGAAGUGAAAACAAAAAAUACCUACGCCAAGAAAAGAAACAUCUACAACAACAACUAAACAUCAUCUUGGGCUUACAUCGUGAAACACGAUCGAAAUCAAAACAAACCCAACAAAUUAAUUGGGGAACUAAAAAAGAAAUAGAAGAAAGACUAAAGCAAAUCGAAAAAGAACUGUCAAAACCCGAAAAGGGCCCAAGAUCAAGACUAAACCAAUUCACGUCGAGAGUGCUUAAUACAAAUCGAACUCGGGACGAAAACCCAGGUGAAAAUACGAGUGAAAACUCAAUCGAAAGCUUAGAUAACAACACUGACAUAUCAACACGGGAAAUGGCGGAAUCAAAUCGCACACAAACAGGCGUCCCUCAACAAUUCGUCGGCAACCCAAAUGAUCAAACACUAAUAAAUCGUCAAUUUACACCACCCGGUGCCCCUAACCAAUCUAUCGGUAACCCAAACGACCAAAAUCCAACAAGUCGUCAAUUCACACCACCGGGUGUUCCUCACCAAUCAAUGUCUACAUUGAAAACAAACAUGGACGAUAAUAACACACCACAUAACCAAACAUUCUCGGAGCAACCACCGACAUUCGGAUCGCAUGAAAAAGUACAUCGUGAAUUCACCGAACAUGGAAACGAAUGGGGGGGAGCAAAACGCAAAACUCAAACAAACAACAAUAACAACACCGAAUUACACUUCGAACAAAAACCAAACAACGGAAUUAACGAAUUCGAGUUAAAACACAACUUGAAUCACAAGCGCGAACACGAAGACAUCGAAGAGCAAAAACGUCGAGCUUACGAACAACACGAAAUAAACGAACGAGCUCGCCAAUACAAAGAAUGGGUCCGUGAACAACGCGAACAACGUGAACUCCACGACAGAGCAAGUAGAGAACGCGAAGAGAGAUUCAGGAUGCAAAUGCACCAAAUGGAAGAACAGGCUCGACUAAUGAAAGAAGAAUUGACAAGAACGAAAGAAAGAGAAAACAUGCUAAGAGAUAGCCUCAACGAUUUCCAACGCCAAAGAUGUAUGGGUCCACCUGAUAUACGGCAUGCCCAUGAAAGAAAUCAGGCUGGAAACACAGCGGAAAUGAAUAUCGGUGGAAAUGAUCCACGGGGAAACUGGUUUGAUCCGUCAAGACAACAAGUCGAAUCACAAAUCGGGGAUCAAUCACAAAACAUGAUGAUGCAAUUACUCAUACAAAUGGGACGAUUGCAAGAACAAAUGGCCAAUACGCAAAUAACCAACUCGCAAAUGGCUAGUUCACGAAAUGAUAACAGAAACAACAGAAACUCCUCAAAUGGCGCACGAGACACAUUCGUUCGAAAAUUGCGACAAAUGCCGAAUUUUUCGGGCGAAAGCCUACAAAAGCUAAAAGAUUUCAUUCAAAUCGGCGACCUAUUCAUGGAGGAAUGUUUGAACGAAACCGAAAGGGACGAAUUCUACUUUCAGGUAAAAUACAAUCUCCGUGGUGAAGCGCGUGAUAUAUUACAACACGUCCAAAAUGACUGGUACGAAAUACGCAACGCAUUAAAAGAGCGUUUCACACAUUUGGCUGACCGAGACAUCAUCAACAGCAAACUAGAAAAUUUGCAUCAAGAACGCAAAGAGACACUCCAACAAUUUGCCGAAAGAGCAAGGAAAACACUGAUGGAAAAAAAUAGCUCAUACGACAACAUCUCUGAAGAACAGAGAGAAGAUCAUAACAGAACGGCCCGAAGAGCAUUCAUAAAGGGCAUACAAGAAAAGAAAAUCAGAGAUCGAAUGUCAAUCAGAGGAGCCAGUUCGUUGGAAAGUGCAAUAUCAUCAGCGCUUGAAAUGGAAAACGAAACAAGAUAUGACGUACCAGAAAAAGAAAUGUAUUGCUUGAACUGCAACAGAAGCGGUCACCGCGAACGCGACUGCAGACAACACGAACGAUCAAAAGACAUCGCAGGCCAAAUCGCGAAGGCUCUUGGAAUAAAGAGCAGCAACAAAAACUACAACAACGGCCAAUACAAAAACUUCAAAGAGAGAAAAAGUGUCGAUUAUAGUGGAAACACCUACAAGAAUUCCGAAACAAACAAUCAACAUGGUAACAACGAUAACCGCAACGGAAACGGAAACAGGAACGGCGGUUACAAUAAUAACGGUGGAAACCGACAGAGCGGCAAAACCAACGGCCAGCAACAAAACGUUUUCGUCAACGAAGAGGGAAGCGGAUCCAGCCAAGACGAGGAUGACUCAUCAACAUCAUCAGCAUCAUCGGCAUCAUCGGUAUCAUCCGAAAAAUCGGAAAACUAG